GCGCGCGCGGGCCGCGGGAGCCGGGGGCGGGAAGCGCCCCUGUGCCGCAGCGCGGGCCGGGCCCAGGCCAUGGCCGAGGAGCGAGAUGUCCGUUUUGUCACCGAGGAGAGCUUUGACUUCGGGUUCCUGUCCCCUUCAGACAGCCUGGAGGAAGAGGAGGAUGAGGAGGGCGCGGGGGGGCCCGGGGGGAGCAGCGGGCGCUGGGCCCCCCUGAGCGGGGCCCACCUGGAGGAGAUGAUGCGGGAGGCCACGCUGCUGGCAGCGCAGCUGGAGCGGUGCCAGCUGCCCCCCCGCGGCCCCUCCGACGCCCGCAGCCCCCGCAGCCCCCGCCGCCAGACCUUCGUGGUGAAGGACAGCCCGGUGCGGGCCCUGCUGCCCACCGUGGAGACACAGGGACCGUCCCCCCCCAAACCCAGGGCGAGCCCUGCCGCCACCAGCGGCCCUGGCACACACAGGGUCUCGUCCAGCCGUCACCCCACAGCAGCACCCAAAGGACCCCCCGGAGCCAAGGGGCCCCCCCCGAGCCGGGUGGGUCCCUCCCGGCCGUGCCCCCCCCAGGGGCAGGGAGCCAGGAGCAGGGGGGGCAAGUUGGAGCUUCCUCAUGGGGGAGCAGCAGGCCAGCUGAAGGCGAGGGGGGCCGCAGCCCCGUGCCCCCCCCCCCAGCCGCCAGCCCCAUGCCAAGGCCGCCAGUGCCCCCCCCAGCCGCCCCCCGGCCCCCAGCGCCAUCCCUCGGGCACCCACCCGGACCCCGGCGGGGGGCACAGCACCCAGGGGGGGCUCAGCACCCAGGGGGAAGGCCCCUGCUCCCAGAGGCACAGCCCCCGCUGCUGCUGGCUGCAAACCCGGCCCCCCCCCGAGCCGCCUGCACCCCCCCCGGAAGCCAGCGGUCAGCAGCACCCCGAGGUGACCCCCCAACACCCAGAGGGGCACCCAGACCCCCACCCCCCUCCUGCUGGGAGAGGCGAGGUGGGGGCACUGGGGAAACUGAGGCACGGAGAGGGGAAAGAUGCUGGUUGGAUUUUGCUUUAAUUACAAAAGGUCACGUCAGCAAUAGGAACCCCCCCCUGCCCCCACCCCUCAACACCCAGGGGUCCCUCACCACUCCCUCCCCCCCAACCCCCCCCCAUGUGCCACUGCCUGAGCCAGACCCCUGGGAGGAGGGAAAAGUAUUAGGGGGACCCAGCCAUCUCUGCACCCCUCAACUGAUCCCCCCCCUCACCCCCUUCUCCAUGUCCCACUCACCCCUCCUCAUCUCCUUCCUGGGGGGGGGGUGGCACCGUGGGGGGGGCAGAGGGGGUUCAAUAUCCUUUUUUUUUAUCCUUUUUUUCAUGUAUUUUUUAAAUAAACCCCUUCAGAGGGCACAGGGCUGUGGCACUGCGAGGGGGGCACCCCGUGCCACCCCCCCAGGCUGCCCAAGCGUGCGUGUGGGGGGCCAAUCCCUGC
This is a messenger RNA of Colius striatus (speckled mousebird), 1443 nucleotides long. It is a transcript of the gene PSRC1, whose product is annotated as proline and serine rich coiled-coil 1. The record is from RefSeq and is a predicted model, not a curated record. Lineage: Eukaryota; Metazoa; Chordata; Aves; Coliiformes; Coliidae. The transcript has 7 exons. Gene Ontology annotation, biological process: mitotic metaphase chromosome alignment. Bases 70 to 1029 code for a protein of 319 amino acids. Gene Ontology annotation, cellular component: spindle pole; spindle microtubule; microtubule cytoskeleton. Gene Ontology annotation, molecular function: microtubule binding.